Parnassius mnemosyne (clouded apollo) is the source of this 1818-nucleotide messenger RNA. Lineage: Eukaryota; Metazoa; Arthropoda; Insecta; Lepidoptera; Papilionidae. The record is from the annotation of a GenBank genome assembly.
AUGAUUUUAGACUUCAUAAAGUCACUUAUUAUGAUUUAUUUUUCUUUGAGUUCAUGCGUUUGGUCACAGACCUUUAAAUUAAAUAGAAAAUAUGUAAAAACGUCAAAAUACCAUUCAGAAUCUUCUCUGUCGGCCUUGAACUUUACAAUAAGAUGCAAUUUUUUAGAUUUUGGUUGUUUUUUUACUCCUUUCCCACGUCGUUCAAAUUCAAAAUCUACCAAGGGAUACUUUCAUAAAAAAAUUAAACGCCAGCUAAAUCUAAUGAGCCAUUACUACGUCACUCCUGCGUUGGAUAUGAACAAAUGGCCACAAUCCGUUGUACAUGGAAAACUAAUCGGUGAAAAAUUAAAAGUUAUACCAAAUUCUUAUAAAAAUAAUCAAAACUUAUCGAUUUCAAUAAAUUCGAUUAUUGCUAAUAACGCUCAUGGUCCGUUGAUAAGUAUAAGCCCCGUUAACAAAAAAUUACUUCAAUCCAUUAAUAAUCCCUCUAUUUACAAAGUUACUGUAAAACCUAUGACUGAAUUUUACGUUCCAACAAAAAGUACUAAUAUCCACCAAUUUACAAGAAGGACAAAUUCCCCAAUAACAAUUCCUGAACCUUACUUCUAUAUCAAUGAAACCAAAACUAUUCCGAAAUCAGUAGAUACAUCCCAAAUACAAAACUUGCAAUGGAACUCAAAUAAUAUGGACAGUAAUUACGACGUAAUGCCUAAAUUUAUGCAAGCACUUGAUCAAUUGGAACGGAAAUUUUAUAAGGUUACAUUUACAAAACUAUCGCAAAUAAGCCCAGUGAAUCGAAGGGAAAAUGGGAUAAGUUUUGUGCAAUCGGGAUUAUUUUUGCAGUUAACUUUAAUGGCUCUUUCUUCCGAAGUCGACCAUGCCACAAGGCAAGAAAUCGAAGAUUGUAUUGGACUUCAACUUUCUGACACGGAAAUGAUAUACACGUUUAACGAAAUAGUUUCAUCUUUACCAAAAUCGAGCGACGCCCUUAAGUUUCGCUUCUCGACGAGGCUGACGUUAGAUGUUAAACCAAACUUACAGCCGCAGUUCGAGCACGGAAUAGCAAACGCUCUUCAGCUACAUCUCAACCGUAUCAAUAGAACUGACACAGCAGAAGUAUUGCGACGGAUCCUUAAUAAAAUGAUUGAAGAGGACUCUGGGGGAGCAAUGCAAGAAACUUUUGCAGAGGACGAAUUAUCUGAGGCCAUUUGUUCAGUACUACUUACAACUAUGUACAUUCGACCCCGUUGGCGUUCCGCCCCCACUGUUCUAAAUGGCACUCACAUCUUCCAUGACGCCGUGGACGCCCCUCAUCGAUCCGCGCGAAUGAUCCGAAUUAAUGAUAUCAUGCAAUACGCCGAAUUAAAUGAAUGGGAUGCAGAGGCUAUAGAAAUCAAUUACGCGACGCCCGGUUUAUCUCUUCUAAUACUAGUACCUCGUGGGCGAUCUCUACGAAAUUUAGCUGCUCACCUAGCAGAAACAAGUAUUCAUCACGUGCUUGAGCGAAUGUAUACACUUCGAGUAGCUGUCACGUUACCUCUUUAUACUCUUCGCAUGACCCUUUUGUUACCAAGCAAACUGCAAUCAAUGGGCAUAUCUCGUCUCGUGGACCUUGGCAAUGGAGAGUGUGAAGAACUGCGACUCUCUCAUGCGGUUCAACGUUUGAUGUUUUGGGCCGAAGCCGGUCGUAAUGCAUUCAAAGACGACGGUAUGGAAUGGGACGAGACUCCUGAAUUAGAGUUAGUAGUUAACCGCCCGUAUAUAUUCUAUGUUCGUUGGCGCAAUAUCACUAUCAUGAAUGGUAAUUUUGUGUUAUAA